AUGGAUCAAAAAAUUGCAAGCGCCGUCGCACAGAGCAUUGCUUCCUUUGGAAAUAUCCUCAGAGCACCCACAAGUCUAGCCUCCAACUCGCCGACCUUCAGAAGGAAUGUGGCGGACCAGCAGACACGAUUCAAUGUGUGGGCUGGAAACAUCGGCGCUCACCGCACCGGCCCGAGCUCUCUCGAUUACCGACUUCGGGACUCUUCAAAUAUAAAGGGCCAGGUGCUGAGUCUUCUCAAAGGCCUGGCUGAGCUCAUGCAAGAUGCCCAUGACAUCCUCAUGGAAAUCGAGGUUCCCUGGGACCAGAUCACUGCUGAUGAAGAUGUCGAAGAGCCGGAUGACCCUGAUACAGAAUUGAAUCAGAUUUCCGCUGAUAUCGCGGACGUGGUAAACUGCCUCCUUCGAUUGAGUGUGGCUAUACGGAACCCUGCACCCCACGAUCGCUUCAUCAAGUCUCACUCAAUCGAUACAUCCCACUAUGAGAUCUUUGACAUUCAACACGUCUCCUCAAAAUUUAAAACCAUAGAGCCUAUCCUGGCUGAAAGACUAGGCAAGGCGAUAAGUCGCCGGCGCCAGUUCUUUAAUUACAGAUUGGCUCACCGUGCAAAGCUAUCGCAGGGUCUCACCGACGAGGGAGGUGAUACCGAGACGAUCGCCUCAUCGCUUCCAGAGCAUUUGAAAGAUACUGCUAGUGGUCAGCCUUUGCUCAUAGAUGGUAUUGGGGGCGAGGGCUCAGACUCUGGAUUUUCCCUAACGUCAUACGCCACCUCGCUGGCAGACAAGUUCCUGGAAGUAUGUUCUCCAACCCAAGUCUCAGAGCCGUAG
This is a messenger RNA of Fusarium musae, 825 nucleotides long. RefSeq lists its product as uncharacterized. The coding region runs from base 1 to 825 and encodes 274 amino acids. The record is from RefSeq and is a predicted model, not a curated record. The transcript has 2 exons. Lineage: Eukaryota; Fungi; Ascomycota; Sordariomycetes; Hypocreales; Nectriaceae.